Molecule: messenger RNA, 1283 nt
Organism: Malania oleifera
Lineage: Eukaryota; Viridiplantae; Streptophyta; Magnoliopsida; Santalales; Ximeniaceae
Exons: 4
Coding region: 340-1125 (261 amino acids)
Source: RefSeq, a predicted model, not a curated record
AUAUAUAUAUAAAUUCACAAAAAAGUUAUAUUAUUAGGGAAGAGUGUGGUAGUCCCAAAAUUGCAGUGUCCUGCGGAAGGAUAAGAGCCCAUGACAUAACGAGCAAAACUCAAAGCCGGAACCUUGGGUUUCUAACAAUGGCGCUGCCAUUUUAGAGUCUGCAGAACAAAGGUUCCUGGCGAAUAGUAAAGAAGAAACGGACCACUCCACAACUUUCUUUUUCAAUUUCUAAGUUAUUGUUUAUACAGUUCUUGCAUCGUUCAGGCUCUGAUCCGCAAUCUUCAGAGAAAAUUUCAGUUCAGCUAGUUUGAGUCAGGGGCCAAAGAACAAGGGAAGAAAAUGCUUGAUGCUGCUACCAUUGCUGAUGGAAAUCGGAGUGAAAAGAAAAUGGAAGGGGAUGAUGGUUUGAGAACACUGGAGUGCUUAAGAGGGAGGCUGUUAGCAGAGAGGGCAGCUUCGAGAGCUGCCAAGGAAGAGGCAGAGCUCAUGGGCAAUAAGUUAAUACAGCUAGAGAACCAGUUGAAAGAAGAGACUAAAUCCAGGAACAGGGUCCAAAAGAAACUCAAAUCCCUAAUGGCAAAGCUCGAAUCGUUGAAUAUUUCUUACGUUUGGGAGGACUCUGAACGGUGGAUCUCGCCGGAGAACAGUGAAAUCACCUCUGGAUCACCCACAACCUCCUCAAAUCUCAAUGACCCAGAGGAAAAAGAACCCAAAUCCCAUCUCGCAACCUCUCAUGACGUUUCAGAUUCUCCGUGCAAUCCCGUUUCCGACAUCGAUUCCACCGGCGACGACCCAUCAAAGUCCGGCGAGUUUAAACACAAUCAGACCGCCGGCGAUUCAACGACACACGAUAAUCAUAGUUCGUCCAGCUCAAAAUCUUCCGUCGCAGGGGAGGAAAUCAGCGGGAAGAAUGAUCAGAACUGGGAAGAAAACGAAGAAUGCGUGGACAAUUCGUUGGCAUUAGUCCCAGCGAGUCGCGAGGUGGCAUCGCAGAGCCACAGGGAGCUGAAGAUGGUUAAUGGCGGCGUAGGGGAUGUGCUUGCAGCAUUACAGCAUGCCAAAGAGAAGCUGCAGAGCUCAAUGGUGAGAAGACAUCUGGCCGGGGUUGGGUUGCUUAGGGCUUAGAAUUUGGAUAUUACUGUGGUUUUAUUUAAUAAAAUCAUUCUUGAUUAGGAUAGUGAUAAUCUCCCAAAAAGAAAAGCUUGUAAUUUUAUUUUUUAAUUUGGGAAAAGGGGACUCCAAUAAUCUUUUAUAGAUCAUAUGACCCGAAAAUUAUUCUAAAA